This is a messenger RNA of Owenia fusiformis, 5043 nucleotides long. Lineage: Eukaryota; Metazoa; Annelida; Polychaeta; Sabellida; Oweniidae. The record is from the annotation of a GenBank genome assembly.
GCUAAAAUAUAUCAUUUUUUCCUUUUUCUUUCCCUUGUUUACAUUUUUUCUUCAGCCAAUCAAAUUGCUUCUAAUAAGGCCUAAUAAUAACAAAAUUAUCAUCUUUUCUUGAUCCGCGAUAAUCUUUGAAUGCUUGUCCAAAACAUGGAUGAUGUUAUAACUGGCAAGAUACAUCGAUUUUUCGACGGUACGGCAAUCAAUAAAUGCAGAAUUGAUCUACGGCUUCCAACAAAGAGGUUUACACACGAUUCACUGAUGCGAGUUUUUCCACAAUGACGUCAAGUAGCAAUCUCCCAGAGCUUAGAACAUCAUCCGGGAUCCAAGGAUAAUCUUUUCUCUUAUCCGCCAUAUUUGAGAAUAACAAACCAAGAUUCCGAGGCUAGAUUUUUUUGAAAGGUGGGGGUUUACCCCCGUAUUAAGACCCAAAGUGCAAACUAUUAAAAUGGAAGCAUGUAUGGUCAGUGUAGAUCAGGGGAACGGUCAACUUGGAUAUAAUCAACACGCAAGACCUGGCAAAGGUAACCAAGGUAAUAUUCCUAAUUCCAGGUCUUUUCCAAGGCUGAUGGAUGACCAUGAAACUGUAGUGGAGGACCGGCAUGUCACACAAGGAGACUUUGAAUGCUCGGAGCGUGUCAUCAUAAAUGUAAGUGGUUUGCGUUUUGAAACUCAGCUGAAGACCCUCAACCAAUUCCCUGACACGUUAUUAGGCGAUCCACAGAAACGAAACAUGUACUAUGAUCCUUUACGUAAUGAAUACUUCUUUGAUCGUAAUCGCCCAAGUUUUGAUGCUAUCCUCUACUAUUAUCAAAGUGGGGGUCGUCUGAGAAGGCCUGUCAGUGUUCCAAUCGAUGUAUUCUCAGAGGAAAUAAAAUUUUAUGAACUUGGUGAAGUUGCUAUUGAAAAAUAUAGGGAUGAUGAAGGAUUUAUCAAAGAGGAGGAAAAAAUCUUACCAGAAAAUGAAUUUCAAAGAAAAAUGUGGUUGCUGAUGGAGUAUCCUGAAAGCUCAAUGGGAGCCCGUGUUAUAGCAAUCAUAUCAGUUUGUGUAAUCUUGCUGUCUAUUGUUAUAUUUUGCUUAGAAACAUUACCAGAAUUUAAGCAUUAUCGUGUGGUAAAUGCAACAGAAAAUAGCACUAAUUCAAAUAAGCUCCCGAUAGAGGAAGAUGAUAUUCCAAAAUUCACUGAGCCAUUCUUUAUCAUAGAGACUGGAUGUAUUGUUUGGUUCACAUCAGAACUCCUGUUACGCUUUGCUUCAUGCCCAAUUAAAUUAGACUUCUUCAAAAACAUGAUGAAUUGCAUCGACAUCGUGGCUAUCAUCCCAUACUUCAUUACCCUCGGCACUGUCAUCGCAGAUGAGAGUAAGUCAAAUAACCAAGCCAUGUCUUUAGCAAUCCUUCGUGUCAUAAGACUGGUGCGUGUGUUUAGAAUUUUCAAAUUAUCAAGACAUUCUAAAGGAUUACAAAUUUUAGGCCAGACAUUGAAAGCUAGCAUGCGAGAGCUUGGUCUACUAAUUUUCUUCUUAUUCAUUGGAGUUAUACUCUUCUCUAGUGCUGUUUAUUUCGCUGAGGCAGAUUCCGACAAGUCACACUUCAAGUCAAUCCCUGAUGCAUUCUGGUGGGCAGUAGUUACUAUGACAACUGUUGGUUAUGGGGACAUGCGACCUAUUGGCGUGUGGGGCAAGCUUGUAGGUUCAUUAUGCGCCAUUGCUGGUGUCUUAACCAUAGCUUUACCAGUGCCUGUCAUUGUCUCUAACUUCAACUACUUUUACCACAGGGAAACGGAUUGUGAGGAAAAAGACAAAACUUAUCAGCAUGUACAAAGUUGUCCGAAUUUUCCUCGCCCAGGCAAGAAAGGUUCUCUUGCUAGUGAUAGUUGCUCAGACAUCAUGGAAAUUGAGGAGGGAAUACCUCUGACUGACAGUGAAAGGACUAAAUUAAACCAUGCAGGUGCAGUAAAGAAUAACCCUGGCAACAACCCAAAUAACAUCAGUAUAGAGACUGACGUAUGACAAUGACAGAACAUGAAACAUUAAAGUGUUUAAUCCCAUUCUUCCAUUUUGCUCUCAUUUUGUAAUUUUUAGUACAGCUAUGUGAAUGAAGAGACUACCACCUCUAAAUGUCACAUAGCUGAGAGCUUCUAUGGACAUUAAUCUGUAAAUUAUGUAUAAAAUGUAAAAAUUCUACCACCAUGAGAGUGAUCCCUUGCCAUUAAGCUCUCUUUUUAACACCACUGUUUGUUAAGCGUGUAGUGUAAAUUAAUUCAACCUUUUUAUCACAGUUAUUGUUUUACAAAUAUUUAAAUAGUAUUAAACCAUUACAUGCAUUGUAUUUAAAUUGUGUAUAUUCAGCCAUUUCCAUUUUCACAAUGGUGAAUUAGAAGUUUUUCAUUCUACGAUUUAUUGUGGUUUAUUACCGCAAUGCAUUCAUAUGCUUCGAAUCUCAUAAGGCCACUACCAGAUAAUAUUAGAUAUUCAAUAGAAUCUGCUGUGUAAUGUAUGAUAACUUGGAAGAAUCUCUAUGCAAAUGCAGAGUGUAUUUUAACGUAAUGCAAUAUGCUGUAAGUCUGUACAUCUAUAAUAUAUGGUAGCUGGAUCAAUAAUUCUCCAGAGCCAGGGGUCUUCUGGGCUAUAAAUAGUGUGUACGCCCUUGCCAAAGUCACUGCUCAGAAUUAAUGAACCGCUGGGAUGGUGGCCAGAGGAGGUGGAUGGAGAUAAGAAUCCCCAUGGAAUAUUCAUUAUUCCAUUAUGACAGCUAUAACAUCAGGUAGCUUCUAUCAUAACAGAAAUACAGGAUUCGUUACACUUUCCCCACAAUUGAAUGAGUUCGUCCUUGGAUUUUAACAGUUAUCAAGUCAUCUCUGCCAUACCUAGCUGAUCAGAGUGAAAUAGUGCAAGGAUUGUCUAAAAGAUAUAAAAGAUGUAUGCUAAUACUUUCACUCCCAUAAGGGAUUGACUUUCUGAGAAGAUAUACGGUGAUGACUCUCUAAAGAAUCUCUGCAACUUUAAGUCAUAAUCCUAGCCUAAAUCAUCCAAGCUCUAAGGGAAUUUAAAUUUUCCAUAUAUAUCCUUAUUGCAUACUUCACUUGAUGUUUAUAAUCAUUACAAAUGACACACAUCAAUAGUUUGGAAUUAGAGUCAUCACAAAUCCCUCCCCCUAAAAAUGAAGGAAAUAUCUAGUGGGUACACUGUUUCAUACUUAUUUUACUCUCUAGUGAAUGUAUAAGCCCAGAUAACAUGCAGCAGAAUUCAUGUAAUAUUCAUUACCAAUAUGGCGAUACUUAAGAAUAUUUGCAUCUUAUAGACUAUCGUCUUAUUCUAACUUGCUCAUUUUGCAAACUCUGUCUCAAAGUGAUGCUCUCUAUAGCUUUUGCUUGUAAAAUGCCACCCCAUAUCUAUUUUACAAAAAUUAGGUCUAUGUAUAUGUGUUUGGCUGCUUCUCAUCUUAUAUUGUAAGGUGGUAUGCAUAUUAAAUAUCCAGUAGGCACUAUUUUCAGCAAUAUUAAGUAUUGAUUAGUGGAUGAGAUAAAGGCAGUGGUAUAAUAUAAGUGGAGAUGGUUAAACCUGGUAUAAGGUGCAUACCUGUAUGUAUUAGCUGCACUAUGCCGAUCAGAUUACAGUAAAACCUAUAGAUGUGAACACAACCUCUGAAAUGAACAUCCCAAAAUAUGAACACUUGGUUGGUUCUGUUUUAAGUGCCCCAUUGAUUCUAAUGUUAUUAGAACACCUUAAUACAAUAUCUGUAGACACUUUGUGAACAUAGAAUUAGAAACAAAGCGAUUCUUAACAUGGAGAGUUAUGAAACAAUAAUUUGUCCUUGAUUUAGAAAUGUUCAUAAGGGAGAGGUGUUUUCAUAAACAUAGUAGUUUCACUGUAAAUAUGAUCUUACCAAUUUUAUUGGCAACCAGAUAUGUAUGUUAACACUAAGAAGGCGCCAAGUGACCAGGAAUGUAUUAUUUCAAAGUAUUAUAUUUUGAACUAUAGGCUUAAAAUGGUAUUACAAGUAAACUGUGCUAUUUGUGAUUUACUUCCACAGCUUGGGGUCUAUAGUGAAAUAUAUGCAAGACUUUGUCAUAUAUCGACAAUCUUGUUUUAUUGUGAGUUUAUGCAACUGCCUCUCCUAAAUCUCUUCCCCUGUUCUGUUUGAGGAAGAGAAUGAAAAUGGGAGGUUUAGUUGCGUAUAUGCAUAUCACCGGACCAUUGUGUACUAAAUACAUGUACUUCCAUGUCAUCUUUGAUAUUUCGGUUAAAUUUAUUUUGGACAUUUAGCCAUUUUUUCAUUGUGUGAGAAUAUUGCAAUGAUUUUGCAGUUUUGCUUAACUAUAAUCUGUUCUCUAAGUGUACCCACUCAUAUUAAUAUGUACAUCAAGAUCAUUUGGGGGAGGGAUGGAAUGAACGUUAGUGAAGUUCACUAUAUAGUUGAGCUUAGUUGAUAACACAAAUAAUGAAGUACCAUAUGGAUUUACAUCAGACCGUCAUACUUUCAAAUGGACAUGGACUUCAUUUCUAUGGAACAGUUACCAAUCGCAGUCUUCUAACUGAACCAAAUCUAUCUUGGACUAUACAUCAGAUCCUUGGAAUUGAGCUUAUCCAACCAUGAACUGGGAAGAACACAAAAUGAAGCGUUGCUAAGGAGAUGUAUGGCAUUACCAUGGUGAUAGAUGCAACAAGAUGUGCAGGUUACCAUAGACACCAGCUGGAUGACCUGAAGUUUCAACCACAAAGUCAAGGGUAAGUCAGUUUUCUUUCUAAUCUACAUUUCUUUACCAAUGUAAUCUCUUUAGCAGUGAUUAGCAUUUUCUCUGAGUGGGUACAAAAUUCUCCUUUCACAGUUCUGUUCAAAGUUGGUUAAAAUAUUCUUCUUGAUUCUUCAGAUUUUCAAGUCCUUUCAAAUAAGGGUUGUAGGUUUAAAUUUGGUGCAACAUCUACUUGUUUCAAUGCCAAGGAGAUUAUUAGCUUUAAAGUGUGGAAUACAGAUGAACUAUUGAGGGAUGAAGAAUUUGUUUUAUAACAUAUUGUGACUGUUCUAGUCAUUGAUUUAGAUAUUAGUU